Messenger RNA from Bolinopsis microptera, 1089 nucleotides. Its product is annotated as tachykinin-like peptides receptor 86C. The transcript has a single exon. Gene Ontology annotation, molecular function: G protein-coupled receptor activity. Bases 1 to 1083 code for a protein of 360 amino acids. Gene Ontology annotation, cellular component: plasma membrane. The record is from RefSeq and is a predicted model, not a curated record. Lineage: Eukaryota; Metazoa; Ctenophora; Tentaculata; Lobata; Bolinopsidae. Gene Ontology annotation, biological process: G protein-coupled receptor signaling pathway.
AUGGACUCACCAAUUGUUACUGAUACUACCCUCAUUGGCGUAGCUAGUGAAGGUACAAAAUUGAGACUGGUCAAUUUCACACUGGCUCAAAUCGUCUUCCUUGCCAUAUUCUGCUUCAUCAUGACACUCUUUGGGUUGCUAGGAAACGGGACAGUCCUUUACUCAUCUGUAAGAUACAAUGCAAUAAGACUGGAUAGAGUUUCACUCAUACUAGUCCAGAACCUGGCUGUUGCUGACAUUAUCUAUACCCUGUGUGUCAUUCUUCCCCAGCUUAUAACUUAUGUUGCUGGACAGUGGGUUCUUGGAAACGUUUACUGCUUCAUUUCUGCACAGAUCAGCUUCAUACCUGGCUCUGCUAAUGCUCUUACUGUCUUGCUCAUCACCAGUUAUAGGCUCUGGCUGGUAACACAUCCUUUCUCUAGUACUUCCAAAAACGAGGCAAGAAUUGCAGUAGCCAUAACAUGGGUCCUUGCAUCAGCUGGUACUAUCAUCUCCUUGUCUUACAAGUCAUCUUCCACCUUCAAUCCAAAAAAUGGAAAGUGUACAUCUGAAAUUUAUGUGAUUAAGGAAGCAGAGGCAAUCUUCAAGAUUGCAAUAGGAGUAAUUAUUAUGAUUCCUCUGUUAGUUAUAACAGUAGAAAACAUCAUCCUUUGUGCCAUUGCAGUGAAGAGUUCAAGAAUGCAGGAGAACUCUAAGCCCAAUUACAAAGCAUUGGUCAUGGUCUGUGCACUUUCUGGAAUAUUUAUCCUCAGCUGGGUUCCUUAUGUCAUCUACAGCUUCAUGGUAAGCACGAACCCUGACAUCCCUCGAGCUGUAGAACUCCUAUCUUUCCAUUGCAUCUACAUAAACGCCUUUGCAAACCCGAUUCUUUAUACACUGACAAACAAACGUUUUGGAGAAUAUGUGAAGAAUCUUCUUCUGACCAUAUGCUGCUUCAUCUGCCGGUACGAAAAGGUUGCCAAAAGCCAUUCAAGCACAAAUCCAACGAGUACAUCCAAUGCAAGAUCUGCAAGUGCAGUGGAAAUUGAAAAUCACCAAAGUGUCAUGCCAGCAAACUUGCCAGUUGUAGAAGAAACUCUUUAAACAAAC